AUGGAGCGUGGGGUUGGUACUCGUGGUGAUUUCGCUAGAGAACAUGGUGGCACAUCUAGUCCGGGUGGCUUUAAAAAAUUAAAAGGUUCAGUGGCUGGUACAGUGGUAUCAACACUCGGUGGUCUUCCCCUCCUCUGCCGGCGACCCCAACGUCCCCCAUUAGUGCCGCGCCCCGGCUACGCCGCCCUUGCAGCCCUCCCGCCCGGCCGCUGCCUCCUUCGUCGGUGGCCCCUCCAACCCCAGCCUCCCCUUCUUGUCCUUCGACAUCGGCUCCGCCCCCUCCAGUUUACCCUUUCUGCCCCUGUCUUUGCCUCCGCUGCCGGCGGCCCCCUCUCCACCGGCAUUGUCUCCUUCGAUGACGAGACCCCUCUCCUCGAGGAGCUCGGCAUCAACACCCGCCAGAUCUGGCGCCCGACCGCCUCCAUCCUCAACCCCUUCCGUGUUAACCCUGACCUCCACGAGGACGGCAACAUUUCUGACCCCUUCCUCUUCCUCAUGGCCUUCAGCCUCUUCUCGCUCCUCGCCGGCAAGUUCCACUUCGGCAUCAUCCUCGGCUGGGUCAUCGUCGCCGCCCUCUUCAUUUACGUCGUCUUCAACAUGCUUGCCGGCCGCCGCCCUCUUCCUUUAGCUCGUGAUUGA
This is a messenger RNA of Phoenix dactylifera (date palm), 639 nucleotides long. NCBI's taxonomy places the organism in Eukaryota, Viridiplantae, Streptophyta, Magnoliopsida, Arecales, Arecaceae. The record is from RefSeq and is a predicted model, not a curated record.